Pelagomonas calceolata is the source of this 1612-nucleotide messenger RNA. NCBI's taxonomy places the organism in Eukaryota, Pelagophyceae, Pelagomonadales, Pelagomonadaceae. The record is from the annotation of a GenBank genome assembly.
UGCAAAAAUCGAGCAAUUGCACACACCCAUGCGCCAAUCGCUUCGUAGCAUCCAAUAGCCAGCUCUUUGAUACGUUCUGUGACCGCUGCGAACGGCUGCAAAGCGCCACUGGUCGUGCAGCGCCAAUGCGCCGCGCAAUAGGCUGGCUGCUAGCCGCCGCAUGUGCAGCCCAAAGCCCCGAAAACCGCGGCUACCUCUUCGUCUCGAAUCGGUUAGAUGAAGUCCUGCUAGCCGCCGCGCAACUAAAACGCGUCGACGCGCGCGCGAACUCGACGCUCGUCGCCGACGCCGCGACGCUGGGCGAAUUGGCAUCACGAUCAAAACUGGGCGGCGCGGCUAAAAGACUGUUCGACGUCGUCAUCGCGUCGGAAGAACUGUUCCCGGGCACGCGCACGACGGACUCCAUGGGAUUUCGAUUGCAGAAGCUGCGAGCAUUAAGGAGGACGCCCUACGCCAAGACUUUAUAUCUGGACUCGGACACGCUCGCGUGCCAAUCGCCACAACCGCUCUUCGACGCCCUCGACGCGUACGACGCCGGCGGCGUCGCGCAGCAUUCUACGAUAGUGAACGGCGGCGUCCAGGUCUACCGGUCCAAUUCAAAAGCGUUCGCUUUGUAUGAGCGGUGGGAGUCGAUGUUUUCUGCGGUGAUGGCGACGCAGCGGCGCGAGCAGCCCAUCCUGCAGGAGGCUUUGAAAUGGGCCGAGGCGAACACUCAGAUAAAGUACGGGCGGCUCGACAGGACGUUCAAUUGUCGGGGCGCGGAUACGUGUUCCGAGACGACUCUGAAAAGUGGCGAGAAGGGGCGCUGCGUCAUCAUCCACGGUUUGGAAACGGCGUCCGUUUUUUACUUCGAGCCGCGUCGAUGGCGUAGAGGUGGCGUAAAUCCCCCCAGCACGCCAUCACCCCGACCAACCGUUCAUUCGACGUAUGGCGUGGCGGUCGCGUCGACGGCCUGGAGCUUGACGCCAUCGAGCAGAAGACAGGACCGCUUACAAAAACACACAGGCCACGGCGUCGCGGCGGCGGCCGACGCCGACGCGCGGAGCGCUCCUCAAUUAGGUGUGCGAGCGCGCCGCCAGGCCCUCACGGACGCUUAUAUGAGACCCUGCCCCCAGCUCGGCGGCGGCCACCCCCUCGUGGUGGUCGCCGAGGCCGGCGCGCACGGCGGCGGCCGGCGCGGCUUCGCGGAGGUGUUGCUGGAGCGACUCCAGACCCUCACGAAGGACAACGACGCGACGCCCUGCAAGGUCGACCGCCGCCAGAACCGCCGCGGCCUCGACGCGGCCCUGAAGAAGUGCUUCGCCUCGAAGACGCGCUACGCGGCCGUGGCCGUCGUCGCGAAAUUACCCCAGCCGCCCCUGCACGUGCGCGGCGCGCCCGUGCUCAUCGCUUGUGUGUGUGCAGUGUCCUUCAAUCAUGGUGUCGCGUCGAUGGCGUACGAGAUGCGAGAGAGCGAGAGUCGCGACACGCACGCAAUCAAAUAACGCAGGGGCCCACGACCCGGCCGUCGCCGCCGCUAGGGACGGCGCCGCGGCCCACCUCGUGGCGUGCAUCCACGACGGGAAGCCGGGCCACGAGUGCGCGCAAGUCGCGAAUCGCCUGGUGGCGUGGU